Molecule: messenger RNA, 2325 nt
Organism: Linum trigynum
Lineage: Eukaryota; Viridiplantae; Streptophyta; Magnoliopsida; Malpighiales; Linaceae
Source: the annotation of a GenBank genome assembly
GUCGCCCCGCCUCCGCCUUCACGCUCGUCCACCGCCGCGCUCGUCAGCCGCCGAGAUUGUCCGCUGUCGCGCUUGUCCGUCACCGAGAUCGUAUGUUGCCGAGAUCGUCCGCCUCCGUCCUGUCGCGUCGAGCGCAGGCGAGCGCCUCCUCUCCCCGCUCCUUUGUCGCCUCCGCCUCCGUCCUGUUGCGCCGUGCCGCCGUUCCCAGAGAUUCAACAGAGCAGGCGAGCGCCUCCUCUCCCCGCCUUCAUCGCCUCCGCCUCCUUCCAGUCGACAGGUUCGUGCCGACCUCCAUUCCCCUGGCGACUGCUGCUUACUUCUUCCUCUUUAAAAUGGAGAGAUGUUUACGCGAGAAAAGGAAAGAGAGAUUGGGCAGAUCUAAAAUGGAGAAAAGUAAGGAGAGAGAAGUAGUUGUUGUGAGGGAGAAGGGGAAAUGGUUUUGUUCCGUGGGUUUUUUUUAUUUUUUUUAUUAAUUAAACGCCAACGCUUUGUAAAGAAAAGGUAGGUUUUUUGGUAGGCGGCUAAUCGAAAUCGACCGGUUAGUUGGCCGGCUAACCGUGACUUUCCUCAUGGUCAGUGGGCGACAGUCAUAGGGAGUGGCUCGGUUUAAUCGAUAACUGAAAUUUCAAUUUUCGGUUAAAUCGAAAUCGACCGACUGACACCCCUAAUCGUCAAUUUGGUUAGUCCGAUCCAGUCGAGCAAGUAAUUUAAUAGUGAAUUAUUCUAUCGAUUUAGUUUGAAUAUAUAUGGUAACGGCUGGUAUAUUUCAGGAGUACACUAUACUCCACAAUAAUAGUUCAUAUUAUGAUCUAACAUACAGUGAAAAGCGCAAUUACAAAUCAAAGAGAAAACAAUGUCGUGUGAGCUCCAAACUAGAAACCUUUCUGCGGAUCGACCCGCGUAUGUGGUGUUUGUUUUCCUCAUUGGAUCAGGAUUAAUUUGGGUCAAACUGUGGGUUGACAACCUGUGUAGAAACACAAAGCAAAGCAUUCACAGUUUCACACCCACCACCAUGGAUAAUGUAUAAAUCCUUUGUAUGAGUCAUUUAUACUGAAUGAUAUGUCUGUUAGCCUAAAAAAUGCUCAUAUGAAUGUUUCAAAUGAUUUCAAAUGGUUUCUUUCUCUGAGUUAUUUUCAAAUAACUCAUUGUUAGUUCAAUUUUUAAUUAUGUCAUUUUCUCUUUUUCUUAAACCUACUUUUAUCCUUUCCUUCCUAUUUUUGUGUUUCCUUUACCAUUGCUUUGUCUCCCUCCAAAUUAUUUUUUAUUUCUCCCAAAUUCGUAAGCAACAAAAAGGAUCAUUCAUCUCGUCGUCUCCACUAAUCUCUCUUCACUCCAGCUCUCCAUGUCAUCAAAGUUGCCGCCUUCAAGAAUGGGUUGCAAACUCUCUCCAGGUAUCACAGCUCUCUUCUUCGGUCCUAAGCAACCGAUGCACAUCAACCCAUAUCGAGUUCACCCUCUCGACGAUCAUCUACUCAACGACGCAUCUUUUCAUUCACAACCUCGCUAUUUACGGGGCAUUUGCCGUUAUUCCUUGUAAUUUGAUCAAAUAUAUUUUGAUUCGAUUAUGUUAAGCAUGAAAGAAAAACGAAACAAAAUUGAAUUUAUACUGGAUCAAUUCGAACAAAAUGAACAAAAUAUACUUUUGGUUCGAUUAUGAUCCUCAAUUUUCCUUUACUUCUAGUCUGGCAUAUCUAGAUCUGAUCCAAUAUGGAUUGAAUCAAACAAUUCACACUACUGUUUUGGAGCGGGGUUGCACUUGCAAAAAGGGAUGACAAAAAUAAUCAUACACGUGGAUACCCACCCAAAUCCGACCUACUUGGGUAGUGUAAAACCUGAACAUAAAGGACUUUUAAAGGGUAUGCGUAAAACCCAAAUACGAAUAUCACGGGUAAUGAGUAGACAUUACCUUUUUCACUAUUCAACCCGAACCUGCCCCGAUUAUACAUAUGAAUGUGUAUUUUGUAUAAAUAUGAUCAUUACUUUACUCAAAAUAUUUUAUAUUUAUCAUACAUAUAUAAUAAUUUCGUGAAAUUAUAUUGUUUCUUAACUAAUUUUCUUCCCUCUAACAAUUUCCUAAAAUUAAUCCAAAAUCCAAUCACAUACAAGUAUGCCUUUGAUACUUGAGAGGCUUAGUUAGAAGUUAGAACAUAGAAGUAAUUGUUUUAUUGGGCUUUAGAGAAGAGAAGGUCGUUCAAACAAGUCUAUCCUCCUCAUUUUGUUGGACCGGACCUAUUAAGUUUCACAGAUUAGAGAGAAACCCAGGCCCGAGUCCAGUUACAGCCUUCUGGUCGCUCUGGCCAGCACCCAUAAAUUGUUUGCACCUCC